GCACAAUGCACAAUGAUGUAAAUAGAGAAUUGGGAAAUGCGGAAUCUGUUGUUUCAAAAAUAUGUAUCUAAGUAUUCGGUGAUUUGGCGUGAUCGUGGAGUCAUUCAAUCGAACAAUGUGCAAAGUUGUAAAUAUACUUACGUCAUAAGAAAGAAUAUUAUUCAAUCGUAGAAUUCGAACUGCGUAUAUUUUUGUACAAAAUGUUAACCUCAAAAGUCGGAUUAAAACACUUCCGAAGAAUUUUCUGUCCGAGAAAAUUGGUGGAAAAUGACAUUAGAAAAUUGAGUAAUAAUAAACCAGCGGUGAUACUUGGAAUAGAAACAAGCUGUGACGAUACAGGUUGUGCAGUUGUUGAUAGCAAUGGAACGAUACUUGGAGAAGCUUUGCAUUCUCAGCAUUGCGUUCACCUUAAUAACGGUGGAAUAAUACCGCCACUUGCCCAAGAAUUACAUAGGCAGAAAAUUACCGAAGUCGUUGAAAAAACUCUGUCCUCCGCAAACUUGAGGUUAACAAAUGUCGAUGCCAUAGCUGCAACGGUCAAACCCGGUCUUAUUUCGUCUUUGAUAAUUGGUACUAAUUUUGGAAAGUACUUGUCCAAAGUUGGAAAUAAACCGUUCAUCCCUAUACAUCACAUGGAAGCACAUGCUCUGACUGCAAGAAUGAUUGAAAAAGUCGACUAUCCGUUUCUAGUCCUGUUGAUAUCCGGUGGUCACUGUUUACUGGCGAUAGCUCAAAGCGUUGACAAGUUUUGUCUGCUCGGGUCAACGAUCGAUGACGCACCUGGUGAAGCGUUUGACAAAACUGCUCGAAGACUCAAGUUGCGAAAUAUUCCAGAAUUCUCUGAAUUGUCUGGAGGUGCGGCGAUAGAAUUGGCCGCUAGUCGAGCAACAGAUCCUGAACAGUUUAAAUUUGAGGUACCUAUGGUGCAUUGGGCGGACUGCAACUUCAGCUCAUCAGGGUUGAAAAAUGCUGCACUAAGACACGCCUUGAGACAAGAGAAAAUUCAUGGCGUAAUAGGAGAUGAACUAGUACCGGAUAUUUAUAAUUUGUGUGCUGGAUUCCAAUUAGCCAUGACGCGCCAUUUGUGCCACAGAACGCAACGCGCCAUGGAAUUUAUUGAGUUGGAAAAUCUCAUUCCAGAAAACAACCGAACUUUGGUAGUAUCCGGUGGGGCAGCCUGCAACAAUUUCAUUGCUAACUGUCUUGAAACCGUUUCUUCCCAGAUGGGGUACAGAUUUGUCAGACCACCGCAUAAACUUUGUACAGAUAAUGGUAUUAUGAUUGCCUGGAAUGGAGUUGAGAGGUGGUUAGCUGACCGAGGUGUAUUGAGAGACAGAGAAGAGAUAGAAAAUGUCCAAGCGAUAGCGAGAACCAAGUUUGGUGAAGAUUGGAGAGAAAAGGUGGCGAACGCACACAUAAGAUGUCAGUGGGUGAAAUUAAAACUUCCUUACCCUAAAACAUGAAAUACUUGAAAUUAGGUAAUAAAAUACAUCUGAU
Molecule: messenger RNA, 1497 nt
Organism: Diprion similis
Lineage: Eukaryota; Metazoa; Arthropoda; Insecta; Hymenoptera; Diprionidae
Gene: Tcs4
Product: probable tRNA N6-adenosine threonylcarbamoyltransferase, mitochondrial
Exons: 5
Coding region: 201-1463 (420 amino acids)
Biological process (GO): tRNA threonylcarbamoyladenosine modification
Cellular component (GO): mitochondrion
Source: RefSeq, a predicted model, not a curated record